Messenger RNA from Saccharomycodes ludwigii, 4272 nucleotides. RefSeq names its product SAGA histone acetyltransferase complex subunit SPT7 (gene SPT7). Gene Ontology annotation, cellular component: SAGA complex; SLIK (SAGA-like) complex. The transcript has a single exon. The record is from RefSeq and is a predicted model, not a curated record. Gene Ontology annotation, molecular function: protein heterodimerization activity; structural molecule activity. Bases 1 to 4272 code for a protein of 1423 amino acids. Gene Ontology annotation, biological process: regulation of transcription by RNA polymerase II. Lineage: Eukaryota; Fungi; Ascomycota; Saccharomycetes; Saccharomycodales; Saccharomycodaceae.
AUGAUUAGUUUACCUUUUAAUUUUCUAACCAAUUACUAUUCAACACAUUCAAGACAAUUAUUAACUUUAACAGAAAAACUAUAUCGUGAAAAUCAAUUAUCCUCAUAUUUGACACCUCAACAAUUGUUUAUAAUUGAAGAAUUAAUAAAUACUUCAAACAAGGAGCUAAAAUUAAAGAUUUGGGAUUUAUUUUUAAAAGGUAAACUUAUACUAAACGUAGAAAAAAUUAAGCCAGAAAAAACACCCCAGCAAUGGCCCUCAGGACAAAACUUAGAAAGUAUUAUCAAACAAAAUGAAAAAGAUAACCUAGAACAAAAAAAAAACGAAAAUAGAGAGGGGUCAACUGUCCAACGUGUAUCAAGUUCAACUACUUCUAAUAAUGGUACCAGCUUUAUACCUGGACAAGAACACUCAGAUCAAAAUUUUAAUGAAUAUAAUAGUGAAAACAAUACACCUUCUGAUCUAUAUAGUGGGACUGAUUUUACUGAUAUUGAUUUAGCCAAUCUAAUGGAUCAAUUGAAUGGUGUAGAAUUUGUUGGUAAUCUUUCUUUAAAGUUAAGAUAUGCAUUGUGGGAAAAGUUUAUUGAUUACGGUUACUCUGACGCCGAAAAUAACUCAAAAACCAUGGAUAUGGAAUAUCUAUUAUUAGAUGAAGAUAAGGUUUACGAUAGCGAUAAUGAAAAUACAAAGCAAGAAGAACAUAAAGUGGAGACCAUAGGUACUAUUGUAAGGAAUGAAGACGAUGAUUACGAUGAUUACGAUGAUGAAAACGAUGAAGCAGCAGAAAAGAUAGAUAAACCCCCACUCCAAAAGCAUUCUUCUAUUGAAACCGACGGGACGAGUGGUGUGAAUAAAGAUGUCAUCCUUUCAGAUAAUUUUGAUGAAAAUGGUAACUAUAUAUUAAAAAUUGAAAUAUCAAAAGAAAUAUUGUCCAGACUUCGAAUCACCAACACUGAGCAAAUUAUGGAAAGAUUUGACAAAAUAUAUCAUAAUUUUGAGAACGAUAAAGAGGCUUUAAUGAAAAGAUUAAAAUUAGAAGCAAAUGAUGAACUAAUUGAAUCUUCCCGGGGCAAAAGGACAUAUCAAGAUAGUUUGGAUGAAAAUGAUGAGAUAGGCGACAGUAAAAGUGAAACUAGUGGUAAUAAUGCUACUAGCAAUAUUACCUCGGUUAAUAAUAGGAAGAAUAAUUCUGCUGUAACUUCGACUGUUUCUAAAAAGAAUAAUUCCAAGACUAUCGGUUCUAAAAAUGAAAAGAAGGAAAAUAAAAAAGAAUUUAAAACUCAAAAAAAAAUCAAACCCAAUGAUCCGUAUUCAUUUUUAGGUAAUUUGCCCAUUAAACACCUAAUUUCUCAAAUUGAAAAUAAUCGUAAUGUUUUAAGCAUUCCCGAUUUGGAAUUAAAACAUUUAUUAUUGGAUGUUAGGAAAAGUAGGUCCAAAUGGGCUUCUGAUGAUAAAAUUGGACAAGAAGAACUAUACGAAGCCUGCGAGAAAGUUGUUUUGGAUUUAAGAAAUUAUACACAGCACUCAACAGCAUUUUUAAAUAAAGUUAGUAAGAGGGAUGCUCCAAAUUAUUAUACUGUUAUUAAAAAACCCAUGGAUCUCAAUACUGUUUUGAAAAAAUUGAAAACUUUUCAGUACAGAUCUAAACAAGAGUUUACUGAUGAUGUAAUGUUGAUCUGGAAAAAUUGUUUGACCUACAAUUCAGAUCCAAAACAUUUUUUGAGAGGUCAUGCCUUGGCUAUGCAGAAAAAAUCAUUGCAGCUAAUCAAUAAUAUACCGGACAUAAUUGUUAGAGAUCGUGCUGAGGUGGAAAAAGAGUUGGAGGAGUUGGAUAAAGAACAAAAUGAGAAAAAUGCAGAACGAGAAUCCAGUGGAGGAGAAGGAAGAGGAGGAGGAAGAGGAGGAACAGAAGAAGAUGAGGAAGAGGGAAGAGGAAGAAAACAUCAUAAGGGCAAGGAUAAAGGUGGGAAGGGAAGUAAGCGUGGCAGUGGAAAGCAAAAGGCAAUUCAUUCACUCAAUAAGGAAAAUGAAAAACAAGAAAAUACUGUUAGUAAAUCCAUCGAUCAAAAUACCGAAUUAAUUAAAACAGCGUGUACACCAGAUACUCAUGCAGCUAAUACUCCCUUGAAGUCGACUGGAAAUGGAACAGGCAAAACACCUGGUGGAAUUACCGAAAAAAGGAAAGACAUUGAUGUGAAAAAGGAAAAUGAAAUACAAGGACAAAAUGAGGUUUUCCGCGAAGAUGAAGACGAGGAUGAAGAAAUGUCUGAUGAUGAGGGAUAUUCUCAAUAUUUGAAGGAAAAAGACGUAGAUAAAGAUGAUGUUGAGCUAACUUUGUGGAAAAAUAUAACAUCAAAAGCACGUGCUGAAAUUUGUGUGCAAAGGUCUAAUAUUUUUAAAAAUUCCACAACGUUAAAUUCCAAGGCAGAAGCCAUAAUAAGAUACCCAACUUUAAUGAAAGAGCAUUCACAGCUGUUAAGUGAUUACAAAACAAAACUGGAACAGGAAAUAUUAAGUGAAAAAAUGAAAAAAGAAUCAAUGCUCAGAAAUGGUUUUGGUGCAGCCAUAUUAUUUGCUAAUGCCAACAAUUCUGAUAUUAGUGUUCAUAAUAAUAUUUCAGAUAGUAGCAAUAAUGUUUUAUCGACACAAAAAGAAGGUGAACUUGAGGAGAAUAAAACUUCUAAUAAUAAUAAUAAUAAUAAUAAUAAUGAGGACGAUGAGGAUGAAGUGGUUAACAUCGAUGCCGAUGAUUUGGUAUUUUUACCGGAAUAUAAUGUGGGAAAUUCUUUGCCUGACAUAGCGUAUGUUGGAAUUAGCAACGAGCUGUUAAACAAUAUAGAAGAUGAUUUAAUCAAUGAACAAUUGAGCUCAGAUACUUCGAUUAACCGGAGUCUUUUUUUAGCAAAUACCAAUAAGGGAUUAACCCCCAAAUUGGAUAAAAAUAUUCGGUUGAUUGAGGAAAUUCGCCACAUAUGUCAUAAGAUAUCAUUAAUUAGGACUCUUUACAAUAGACAGCUUGUUUAUUCGAACUCAGUAAAUUCAUCAACGGGAGGAAAUAAUUCAUCAAAGAUUUCUGCCUCACAACAAAAUCUUCACUCGUCUUUUUACAGAAAAAAGGAAAUAAAUAAUGAUUUGGAUAUCGACCCUGUAUCCAGAUUACACACAAGAAACAGUAAGGGUGACAAAGCUGUUAUACGUGCUUUUCUACACAAAAUUGUGUCUAAAAUUGCCAUGAAUAGUGGAUUCGAAGCAACACAACAGUUCGCCAUUAAUUCCCUGACCGACAUUACCUGUGAUUACUUAUCUAAUUUAAUUAAAACUGUUAAAAUACAUACAGAGACAAUUUCAAAUAAUAAAAAAGAUACACAAACUAUUCUUUUGAUGACGAUGCUAGAAAAUGGUAUAAUGAAGCCGGAUGAAUUAUAUUCAUAUAUAGAAAAGGAAUUUCAAAAGAAAACAAGAAAAUUGAAAGAAAUAAAAUACAGGUUAAACUUGUUUUUAAAAGAUUUAUUGCGCCCUUCCUUAAAUGAUUUAUCUGAAAGAAACUUUGAAGAUGAGAGUCAAUCAUUUAUUACUGGUGAGUAUUCCUCCGAAUUAACGGGAGAGGAUUUUUUUGGUUUCAAAGAGUUGGGGUUAGACAAAGAAUUUAAAAUGUUGAAUUCCUCUAUUCCGUUGCAUUUGUUAGCGUUUCAAUUCCAAGCUAAAAGAAGUACCACUGGUACAAAGGAUAAGAAAAUCCAGCCUGAAGAAUUUAGUUCUAUCACUUAUACACCUAUCACAAAAGAUGAUUUGGAACAAAAAGAUACAGAUAAUGAUCGUGGCAGCAAUCAUCCUAAGAUCAUUGGGUUGUUGAAACCUUUGUUGCUCAAACAAUAUGAACGUUGCAAAAAUAUCAGCUUAGAAAGUAAUCCACAAUGGGACAAAAAUGUUUUGUUGGAAGAUACACAGAUGCCGAACAAACCAAAACCGCCUAGACUACCGCCUACUGGUAAAAUUGGCACAAUUAAAAAGAAAUUAGUGAAAACUGCGUAUUUCUUACCUGAAGCUUUAAAAGAGCAAAUUAAAAAGGAAAAACAGGAAGAACUAAAGAGAUUGGAAGAAUUAAAAAAACAAAGAGAAGCGAAAGCAAGGGAAAGUCAAUUGAUGGAUAAACAAGAUGAAAAUGUGAGUUUUAGUCAAAAAGCACAGGCAGUAAAUGGGUUUAAUACUGAAAAUAAAAAAUCAGAGAGCACUUUUAGUUUAAGUUUACCACCUGUGAUUCCAAACAUAUAA